This is a messenger RNA of Fusarium sp. VM40, 810 nucleotides long. The record is from the annotation of a GenBank genome assembly. NCBI's taxonomy places the organism in Eukaryota, Fungi, Ascomycota, Sordariomycetes, Hypocreales, Nectriaceae.
AUGGGACAUCACAACCUUCGCUUUGAUGGCGAUCCUCACGCUCUGAGUGGAGCCUGGAGUCCCCCAACCAGCAGGGCAAAUUUCUGUGAAGAGGACUAUGCUAUCUCUUUCUAUCUUGCCGAGUUUGUUAAUGCCUUGACCAACGUUACAUAUGUAUACUUCGCUCUUAGAUCUAUGUAUGGCAAACGCAGUCGUGGACUGUUUGCCCCGGAUUGGGAUUUCAUGUCUGUGUCUCUCUUGGUACUUGGCUUCGGAUCUUUCCUCUUCCACGCCACUCUUCGCCAAACUCUUGAGUUCGUCGAUGAGCUAUCGAUGCUGUUGCUAUCUUGGUCGAUGCUUCGUGCCCUCCUUAUCCUGCGACAAUCUCCUCAGAAUGUUCGCCUGAUCUCCAUCAUCUUGGCUGUAUUCUUCAUCUCGUUCUCAGUCUUUUACAUCAAAUCUGCAAAGAUCAUCUACCAGGUUAUUGGCUUCUGGGUCUCGCUCAUCCUCAUCGGCGUACGGGUUAGAUACCUGUUCAACUGGGACAAGCCUGGUUUCUCCGAAGAGAAUGUCCGCAAGUGGUCUAUGCGGGUAUGGACUGCAACAUUCACCUGCUUGUUUGGAUACCUCAUCUGGAAUAUUGAUCUUGAGUUCUGCGCCGAGUUGAGGAACCUUCGUCAGCGUAUUGGACUACCCUGGGCUUGGCUUUUUGAGUUCCACGGCUGGUGGCAUAUUAUAACGGCUCUUGGCGCGAGCCUAUUCAUGAACGUUGUGAGAGAUGUGCGCGAAGAGGUGAACCGGGAGGAAAUGCGCCGAGCCAAGAAAGCGUAA